AUGGUACUUCGACAGUGCUUAGCGUGCAAUGCCAUGGUAAGUUUUAAAAAUGACCUUAUGAUUUCACUGAAGAUAGCAAUAUUACUGCAUGCAGAGGAGUUUAUUUCGAGAAGGAAAUAUUCAAAUUUAUCUUUGUCCGUUGAUAAAAUUAAUUUCCAUAUUAACGUCCUAUUCCGUCACACAACGACGAGAAGAGCAACUUGAUUAGUUUUGGUCAUGUUGACGACAACUUGCUUCCUCUGGAUCGUUGUCUAAAUUACAGAUUCGCAAAAAUUUAUCGACUUAUUGAAUCUGCAGUUAAAUCUCAAGUAUUUCACGGUAGUUUUAUACGCUUGCCAAGCACGCGUUGGCGACCCAAGGCAGGUCAAGGCGGGCUCUCGAAACUAUUGUACACCCACAUUCUAGUUCAAGUAACGUAAGCUUACAUACAUAGAGAUUAAGGGGGUUGCCUAUAUUUUGUCGAACACAAUUUCCAAGAUCUGCACCAAGAACGUUGUUUUCGGAGCAAGCCCUAGAAACCCCUUUUGUUAUUUUCCGCCCUCUCACAACCUGAUGUAAAAAAAUCAAAAAAUCGACAAAUCUGCUGGGUCAGGUUCUCUAAAGCCCUAAAUGCAUUGGCGGAUUUGUAUCUUACUUGUUUUAAGGGAUUCAGCCGUUUUAUCAUUUAAUUGGCAACUUGUUAGAUGGAACAUGAGUCCGCCAUGAACGGAUGUUGAUCUUGCAUAUCAUAGUCGCGCUUUUUCCGCCAAUUGUGAAACACAAGCAUUCGUGUUAAAAACUCAGUUAAACCUUACUCACUUCGAUUCAGUAUGCUGACUUCAGGUAUAUUUUCACGUCAAAAUAAAUAUUUCAGGAUUAAACAUAUUUGACUACUUCAGCUAUCACAGCAAUUUCAGUUUCGUAGAGGUCGCAAAGAUUCUUUUACAGCCGAUCAGCUCUAAUUUUACCCGGUGCCGUUCAGAGAAAGUUGGUGAAGUUUCUCCUUUAAAGCUCUUCACAAGUAUUAGGAACAUCAGUCGCGCUAUCCACUGGAUAGAGAUUUAUCCGAUGGAUAGCUUUAUCCACCUUUUCAACAACUGGGGCCUGGAGUUAAAACCAAGAUACAAUUUUACGUGUAAAGGUGACAGCUUAAAACUAACAAGCUAUGAACAAAAUUACCCGAAGUGAAGUUUACUUCAGAACUUUGAAUUAGCUCGUUUUAUAUCUAUUAUUUGACUUUCAUGUCAAACUGCACAAACUCGGGUGAUUACUGAAAAAAUGAAUCAUGCCCAAAAGCAUUGCAAUAAUCAUCCUCACCUCUCUCCCCAGAUUACAGAUUCGUGCAGAUCCUGCGCCUGUGGUCACGUGUUUGAGGACAGGAAACAGAUUGGUGGAAAGAGAUUUUCAGGUAGGAAUGUCAUGACGCUGGUUAUAACUGGUUAUUGGUCUCAUUUGCAUAGAGUUAGUGACAUCGAUAUAUGAAGAUGUAAAUUUGGACAGGUGCAGAACCCUGAUCCGGAGCAUCUUUGGCAAUUUUCCCACUUGGUGUUCAGACACAGUGCCCGACGAUACCGAACUCGCUGAGCACUAAUGUGAACACGCCCUUUUUGCAAUUAUAUACGCAAGAAUUCGGAAAUGGUGUCAGUGCCGCAGUACUCGGGCAAUGUACUGGGCACACGCCUCUGUGUGCACACCUUUCCUGUUAGCUCUGAGGCAAUCUACUGCUUUGUAAACCCAUAACUCCUCUCACGCAAUGGCAUACGUUCCAAAUGGCGUUUCAAGUAUUUACGCAGUUACAUAUAAUGGUGUUGUGUACACCCAAGAUGUGAACACAAUAACAUUUUGUGCCAGUAUUGAGACACCAGUGCUCGGCCAGCACCAAGUGUGAAGCCGCCUUUGACGAAUCCCAGUUAAACUGCCUGUCAAUUCAACGCAGGCGUACUUGCGUACUUAGACAUUGUUGGCCGCCUGUAAGAAGGUCAAAAACGGACUUCAUGUAAAAGCCUGUUUCAACUUAUAAGGUUCUUUUUUUAACAAGAAUCCUUUAGACAACCGCCUUUCCGUCCCAAAAGUAAAGAGUUCAUUAGCGACAUAUACAGUCGAAUCUCGAACCAUGUUUUACGUUCGUGACAAGUCGAAAAAAAAGAAGAAACAGUUUACUGCAGGUCCCGGCGAAACAUUGAAUUUAACUGAAAUUAAAACAAGCGUGUAUUCUUUUGCCUUUACUUUUUUUGUCAGUCCAGUCCAAAUGCAGUGUCCAGCCCUGUAUAUUAAUCAGGCUUUGUCGCUUCUGAUUUCGUUUGAUUCCUUUUUCAAAAUACCAGUAUAUCUCUUUCUGCCCUUCAAGUUAAGUGUACAUGGUACUUAUUUUAAUUGCACACCUUCACAAUCGUCGUUUCCUUAUUUUCGGUUAUUGGCUUCGAACUCCCGAUAACUGGAACUUUUCUCUAUUUCCCCACAAGGUUCAAGUUAUCAGGAAUCGACUGUAGAUUUGACUACGAGUGAAAUCGCAAACGAGUCAGUACUGACGAAUUUGGAAUUUGAAGCUAAAUGCAUCCCCUGAAUAACAACGCUUCUCUUUUGCUGACUAGCACUCGUGGUCGUACUUAACUCAAUCUCGUUAAGUUCUAUUUCGUAGUCCAAAUCUAAAGCGAGGGCGUCGAAGAUACUGUAUACAGCUAUUUCUAGAAACAUUGUCGGAAAAAAAUGUGCACGCGACAAUCCUGAAAGGUAAUAUGCGAUAUGAUUGAUACACUGUUUCUGACGACUUAAGCUGUCGAUGCUACUUUUGUUGUUUUACUUUAGCACUCGCAAGCAUACGUCCAUGGCCUCUCGUGCCAUUCUUUCACAUUUCUUUGAACAACGGUGAACACAAAACCAACCACAACACCUUUCGGGAUUGUCGUGUGCACUUUUUCCGACAACCUUUCUCAAAAUAGCUGUAUAGUCUAAGAUCAAUAGGAAGAUUACCAUUCCCUUAAAGCAUUGCAAUUGAUGAAGAUACCAGGAAAUGCCCUUAUAAACCGACUAAAUUAAAAACGCUAUCAAGUAGCACUUUUCUUUCACUGGCAUCAUUCGUUUCAGCAUAAAGGAUUCACGCAUUUUUGGGGGUUGUUGUUAAAUUUCAGAAUAUAGGGCAGCGUUAUACACUCGUCUGGAAAACAGAAGAGAAAAACAGUUGAAGCGGAAAAAGAGACUACAAGUGAAUGAAACAGAAACUGGACCACAACCUCUAAAGGAGCGAAAGGUACGUACAGUGUAGGAAAGCUAGAGAUGUAUUUAGUACCUACGGAAUCUACAGUGCUGUGGCAGUGAGGGAGUUAUCCAUGGCGGGCCCCAUUAAACCUGUGUAGCAGGCGUUCGAAGGACGAAGGAAAGGGGAAAUUAAGUUAGGGCGCAAGUACACAUGAAGGGCACGCGAGGGAGGGAGAAAGAAGGAAAGUAGGAAUUCCUUUCCCUCUUUCCUCCCGCGUCGAAUUUCCCCUAAUUUCCCCUACCCUUUGUUUUUCUCUCUCCCCGCCGCGUAUCGCCUUUUCUCGCGUGGGGUGAUUUUCACGCGCGCUCGCGUUUCGCUCGCUCUACUACCCCUGAGGAAAAAUGGGGUCUACUCGUAGUCUACUUUCAAACGACUUCCACACGGGCUUCGCAUCGCUAGUUCAGGGCCACAGAGGAAAAUUUCCUGUAGCUUAAAAGGAAAGGACUAUGACACCUAAUUUGCUAUUGCCAUGCUAUUGCUAAUGUAAUGUCUUUAUCACCUUCAUAACUCUACAGUAUAUAGCAUUCUGGUGACAUGCCCCUCUUAGCGAGCCUUAAAGGAGCUGUGUCACGAAAUUCAGCCAAAUUGGUAAUUACAAAAUGCUCGUUAGAUUAAGAGAAACAUAAAAAUAACCACUUAAAACAUUAAAGGAAGGUUAAAAUAACACAACAGAUACAACAGAUUCCACGGAUGGGCAGAACUGAAGAAGAUUGAAACGGACUGAAAUUAGGGUUUUUGAAAACUGUUCAGCCCAACAGUUUUUCAAAGUUGAUCUCUGCUGUUUGCAACUUCAAAUAUAAUGAUCAAGAGACGUAUCUAUUUGUCUCAAAUCUUUGAUUUUGUCAUUCACAUGUAAUUUCUUUGCUUACAUUAAGUUCCAUAGCGAUUACGGGCGAGCAAUUGGCAAAAUUAAACAAAAUGAACUGGACUGCCGUGACACAGCCCCUUUAAGCGAGCCUUCUCUUUCCCACAGGAAUUUCAUAUUUUCUUGAACGCUGCCUCAUUUUUUCCCCAAUUUAGAUUAAUGUUGAAGACGCCACAGUUCUUCCUUCGGGUUUUGAACCCAAGAACUACACCUUCAGCUCCAAAAAGCAUCACCGUAAAAUAAAGGGCAAAAAGAUUCAUCGGCCAUCACCGAGCCCAAGUACCGUACCACCGGAACUAGUGUCUAGGCUCCCAAGCGCUUUACAGGAAAUUAACCGAAGACUGACAGGACAAAACAUGAUGUGGUGGAUGAUGCAGUUAAAUUAA
Messenger RNA from Porites evermanni, 4486 nucleotides. NCBI's taxonomy places the organism in Eukaryota, Metazoa, Cnidaria, Anthozoa, Scleractinia, Poritidae. The record is from the annotation of a GenBank genome assembly.